This is a messenger RNA of Morchella sextelata, 432 nucleotides long. RefSeq lists its product as uncharacterized. Bases 1 to 432 code for a protein of 143 amino acids. The transcript has 3 exons. The record is from RefSeq and is a predicted model, not a curated record. NCBI's taxonomy places the organism in Eukaryota, Fungi, Ascomycota, Pezizomycetes, Pezizales, Morchellaceae.
AUGCCGACCCCAAAGCUAAAUACCCAGGCUGCCCCUUAUGGCUAUACAGCUACAGGCAGAAUCAGGAAGAAGCCUUUGAAAUCCUCAGUCCUACUUCCAGUUCAAAAUCAAAACUCUUAUGAAAAAUGGAGGGACAACCGUACAAAGUUCCAGGAAUGUCUAACAUGUUUUAAGGACUUCAGUAACCGGCUUGAUUCCCAUAUAGCUGUUUGGCAACAUCUUCUCCAUUUUGCUACUAAAGAUCUGAAACAUCAAGAGGUUCAUGAUGCACUUAAGAAAAUAAGGGAUCAGAAGCCUUCAGCGGAGGAAAAAAAACAUCAGGAGAGAAUUGCUGGAAUUGAGAGAAAUUUGAAGCGUUUGGGAGAGUUUUCGAAGGAAAAGUUAAGCAAAUUGCUUGAGGAGAAAAUAACAGAAUGGGAUGCAAACAACUAA